Messenger RNA from Uranotaenia lowii, 1506 nucleotides. RefSeq lists its product as uncharacterized. Gene Ontology annotation, biological process: U1 snRNA 3'-end processing; nuclear mRNA surveillance; U4 snRNA 3'-end processing. NCBI's taxonomy places the organism in Eukaryota, Metazoa, Arthropoda, Insecta, Diptera, Culicidae. Gene Ontology annotation, cellular component: nuclear exosome (RNase complex); cytoplasmic exosome (RNase complex). The record is from RefSeq and is a predicted model, not a curated record. Bases 114 to 1430 code for a protein of 438 amino acids. The transcript is spliced from 2 exons.
GCUUGUGUAAAUAUUUACGUUUUCCGAAAUUGUUUCAAUUUAAUUCAAUUUAAUUUUCUCAAAAUAUUUACCGUUAUUUAGAUGUAAAAAUCCGUGUUCAACUUUCCAUCAUCAUGAAAGAAAUACUACUUUCCAAUAGUGAGAAAACGUUUGUGCAAAAGGCGAUCCUCGAGUCAACGCGAGUUGAUGGCCGUAACUUGGACGAAUUCCGAAAGCUUCGGAUUAAUUUCGGAGCCGAAUGGGGCAGCGUUCACGUUUCUCUGGGAGAAACUAGGGUUCUGGCCCAGGUGAGCUGUGAGGUGGUGCCCCCAAGAGCAACCCGGCCGAAUGAGGGAACUCUUUUCAUCAACGUUGAAUUGGGACCGAUGGCAGCAGCCCAUUUUGAACCCGGGCGAAUGUCGGAAGCGGGAGUACAAAUCAACAGAAUUCUGGAACGGGCUAUCAAAGAUUCGGGCUGUGUGGACUUGGAAUCGUUGUGCCUCGUGGCCGAUGAAAAGGUAUGGAAUCUGCGGGUGGAUGUAAACGUAUUGAAUCACGAGGGGAACAUUAUUGAUUGUGCUUCCAUCGCUGCUCUUACUGCACUGGCUCAUUUCAAAAGACCAGAUAUUAGUCUGAAUGGGGAGGAUGUGGUCAUUCAUACGAUCUACGAAAAAGAUCCCAUUCCGAUCGGUAUCAAUCAUUUUCCGAUUUGUGUAAGCUACGGAAUUUUCAAUAAGGGUAAAAUUACCGUUGCCGAUCCCACCUAUCUAGAAGAGCGAGUUGCGGAGGCCAAAAUUGUCUUCGGCAUGAAUUCCUACGGGGAGCUGUGCGGAAUACAUCUGGGAGGUAUUACGCUAACAAGUUCGGAUCUGUUGCUGAAAACUGCCAUGAAAGCUGCAAACCGAGCAAGAACGAUUGUCCAGAAAAUGAAAGACAUUAUCCAGGAAGAUAGCGAAAAAAGGAAGAAGAACAUUCCGAUUGGUUUCAGUGAAUGUAUUCGACAAAACGAAAUAUCCGCUUUAGCUCAGGACCGUUUGCAAAUCCGUUUGAAAAGAUUCAAGUUGGAUAAAACCCAGCAAGACGACGAAGAAGGUGAAGACGAUGAAUAUGACCAAAAUCUUGAUAAACCAGAUGAACAAAAAAAGGAUUUAGACGAAGAAACUACAGGCACUGUACAUGAUGAACAAAUGGAAAUCGAAGAUUCCAUUGAAGAGAUAGCAGAAAAUGCUGCUGUCCUGAUGCCAAAAGCCGCGACCGAGAAAGAUCGAUGGAUACCGGAAGACAACGUGAUCGAGUUGGACCAAUCGGUGCAGGAGAAAAAGUCGACAAAAAAGAAAAAUAAAAAGAAGAAAAAGUCUAAAGAAGCCCGGGCUAGGAUGAACGACAUCGAGGACAUGAGCAGCAGUGAAGAGGAAACUGUCAUUCUCAAAUCAGAAGAUAUAAAUAAUUAAAGACUUAACAUUAGUCGCGAAAUAAAUGGGAAACGAAACUAAAAAAUGCGAUCUUUUGACAUUACACUAUAUCGAU